This is a messenger RNA of Candidula unifasciata, 776 nucleotides long. NCBI's taxonomy places the organism in Eukaryota, Metazoa, Mollusca, Gastropoda, Stylommatophora, Geomitridae. The record is from the annotation of a GenBank genome assembly.
AUUCAGAAAACCUUCGAUCUGAGGUACAGCCUGCAAGUAAAUUAUGCAGGCAUGAACCACAACCUGGCAGUUCACAGACCAAAGACCUGCCAGCGAUGAUCGACGUACGCAGGAAGGAGUCAAGCAAAGCUGUAAAUCAAAGGAUCCAGAAAUUGGAGACCCCUGGUUCUCCAGAGAUUGUUCAGAACCAGGGACUAGGCAUCGUGAUCAAGGGGUCAGCUGCGACAACGCAGGCCGGUGGCAUUCUUUUGCCCACAAAAUUUGCCAACCAACAUUGGAUGAUUUCAUCACAAAUGAACCCUCAGCUGCAGCAGCGGGGUCAGAAAUUGCUUCCUGCAGGGUCAGAGGGCAACCCGAAUGAUCAGGAUAGUCGAGAGUAUCAGGACCUGGUGAGGUCAUUUAAUGUGAAGACACAGGUGAGGAAAAACUGCAUGCCAGAACAGCAGACGGGGUUGUUUGCCAGUGGGCAACAGCGAGACUUGCAGAAGGCUUCUGUGCUGCCCGUUUCUACAGGAAAUUCCCAGAGAAUGCUGCUUCCAAAUCAGCGAGUGUACCAGCCAGCGUCUGCUCAUCUGGGACCAGUCUCAGAAGGUCAUAUGGCAGCUGGACCACUGUUUGGGUUGUCUGGCGUUCGAUUAUCUGAAGUUGCUGAAAGGUUUCCGCCCGGAGCAUCUGGAAAUAUUCCACACAUGGAUAUUUUGAUGCAAUCUGGUGAGGAAACUUACAGGCCAAAGUUAAAAGGUCGGCGGGGUCAUGGAAGCCAAGAUGAAAAGUAA